AUGGGGCCGCCGUCCAAGAAAUGGGCUUGGUCAAUCUGCAAGAGCUGCAACAACUGGGCGUACGACUGGAAGAUCAAGCGCAAUGGAGGCUGCUGCGCCAAGUGCGACUCGUUCGUCACUCUCUGGGCGGACACAACCUCGGCGUCGCGCAAGCCACCAUGGGGAGACCAACCUACCAAGGGCACCUACGCGGAAGUGGUGUGCAGGCAGCUGGCCCACGCCGUCUCCAAGCUUGGGCCCGACCAGAGCAUGCAGGAGCAACUGGAGCACCUGCAGACUACCAUCUCCCAGAAGUGCGCCCCGCCCAAGAAGGAGUUACCCAAGUCUGCGGCACUCAAGCAGGCAAUCGGCAAGGUCAACUCCGCCAAGGCUAAGCUCGAAGGCGUCACCAAGCGUCACCUGGACGCUGAGAAGGCGCUGGCCAAGCUCGCUGAGCAGGUGGCGCAGGCCGCGGCGGAGGUCUACGAGGCACAGCAGGAGCACUCGAAGGCGCUGGAAGAAUACAACAUGCACUCGGUGACGGAGGGCACGGCGGCCAAGCCCGAGCAGUCGGGCUUUCAGGUGGACGAGAGCCUCUUCGCCGAUGAGGAGGACCUGGAGCAGACUCAGAAGGACCAGCUUGCGAAGUUCAGGGAGGACGCGAAGUCCUUGCAGGAGUUGUUGGAGCGCGCCAAGACGCAGCAGGAGGCCCUGCUCACCAUGGUCGAGAGCGCGAAGAAGAUCAAGGCUGAUCAUGCGGCAAAGAAGCGCAGGAUCAACGAAGACGGGCAAGCACACGCGCAAGUUCCACCACCCGCUCAAGACGCCAAGCCUGAGACACCACCACAGCAACAACAAGCCAGCGAUCCAGAAGCAGAAAAGCGGAAGGCAGAGGCGAUCGCCAAGCUCAUCGAGGAGAACAAGGAGCGAAUUCAGGGCGGCAUCUCAGAGGGCGACCACCACUUCACCGUCGGUUGGUACGGCAGCUGCGGGCGGCGCUACGGGCUAUUCUUCUGGUCGGGCUGGUAUUUAGCCCACCAUGGCAGCCGCCUGCAGCGCUGGACAG
This is a messenger RNA of Prorocentrum cordatum, 1045 nucleotides long. Lineage: Eukaryota; Dinophyceae; Prorocentrales; Prorocentraceae. The record is from the annotation of a GenBank genome assembly.